AUGGCAGACGAAGUCACCGUCCCCCAGCAGCAUUCUUCGAAGAACAAAGGCUCCGAGCCCCAUCCACCUGGACAAUUUCCCAGCAUUGAAGAAGGCAAACAAACUUCAGCAAAUGGUGUACUGGAAGCCCUUGGAUAUGAGCCUGAACUCGUUCGAAACCGCUCCACGCUUCAGGUAGCUUUCAUGUCCUUCGUACUUGCGGCAAUUCCAUACGGACUGGCUACGACUUUCACCUACCCUCUUAUUGGAGGAGGCCCCGUCAACAUAAUUUGGGGAUGGCUUGCCGUCUCUUUGAUUACCCUUUGUGUGGCUGCCUCACUUGGCGAGAUAACCUCGGUUUAUCCAACUGCCGGAGGGGUCUACUACCAAACCUUUAUGCUAUCUCCACCGUCAUAUCGAAGAAUCGCCUCGUGGAUUUGCGGAUGGUCAUACGUUGUUGGAAAUAUCACCAUCACACUGGCAGUCAACCUUGGGAGUACUCUUUUCUUCGUUUCCUGUAUCAACGUUUUCGAAUCUGCUCCAGGGGUGGGAAUCUUCCAAGCGACAACAUACCAAGUUUUCCUUAUAUUUCUUGCAGUCACAUUUCUUGCUAACGCAAUAUCCGCCUUUGGUAACAAAUGGCUACCAUAUCUUGACACCUUCGCAAUAUUCUGGACACUUGCAGGGGUGUUGGCUAUUGUAAUAUGCGUUCUUGCAAUUGCAAAGGAGGGCAGACAUGACGCCGAAUAUGUCUUUACUAGUUUUGAGCCUGCAUCUGGUUGGCCAGCAGGUUGGUCCUUCUGCGUUGGACUUUUGCAGGCGGCUUAUACCACUUCCUCCACUGGCAUGGUGAUUUGUAUGUGCGAAGAAGUUCGAGAACCAUCAACACAAGUCCCAAAAGCAAUGGUUGGAACUGUCAUUCUGAACACCCUGGCCGGAUUUCUCUUCCUAGUUCCCUUGGUUUUUGUGCUCCCCGACACAAAGGUUUUGGCGGCCCUCGAAUCUGGUCAACCAGUUCCGAGUAUUAUCAAAUCCGCUAUUGGAAGUCCGGUUGGAUCAUUCCUGCUUCUCCUGCCAUUGAUACUGCUCUCACUGUUCUGUGUCAUAGGCUGUACCACGGCUGUCUCCCGAAGCACAUGGGCGUUUGCUCGUGACGGGGGUAUACCAGGCUCCGUAUGGUGGAGGCAGGUAAACAGGGACGGCGUACCUUUUAAUGCUAUGAUGCUUGGCAUGGUCGUUCAGAUUUUGCUUGGAUUUAUUUACUUCGGGUCAACUACUGCAUUCAAUGCUUUCACAGGAGUCGGAGUUAUUACCUUGACUGUCAGCUACGUCUGUCCAAUUGUUGUGUCGCUUGCUGGAGGUCGACGACACAUAAAGAAUGGUCAGUUUGACCUUGGCACACUCGGGUUGGUUUGCAACAUUGUGGCACUGGGAUGGUGUAUUCUUGUCAUUCCAUUAUUUUGCAUGCCUUCUUCAAUCCCUGUUGCUGCAAAUACGGUCAACUACGCACCAGUGGUGUUCGUUGCGUUCAUACUAGUUGCUUCUGGGUGGUACUGGGUUUGGGGGUACGAGAAGUAUGUUGGGCCACCAACAAUGGACGAUGAGUUUCGCUCAUCAGCCUGCGGAACAAAGGAGAUGCAGGCGAUUGGCGACAAACUCGGCGGACGAACUUCCACUUUCAAGAUCCAAACGACCUUUCUGAUACCAUUCCUGCUUGGUCUAAUAUAUGUAUCAUAUACCUGGUCCAGAUUCUCCGUGAAAAAGGUAGACCAUGAUACCAGAUUCAAAUGGUAUCAUCCAAAUAUUUUCACACGAUGGCUGCCUUCAACUAAACAAAGUAUCAUCCUGGCCUUCGACCUCGACCCGCCCAUCAAAGAACGCUUCCUAAAAGCAGUGAUGAAAGCGGAAGAAAGCUGGCUCAACGACCCAUUCUGGGUCUAUCCGCAUUUAGUCGAGCACAUUGCGCUUAUUCAGGAGCCCGCUGUAUGGGCUAUCCGAGAUCAUGUUCGAUCGAUGGAGACAGAAGGGAAACCAGAAGGGAGACCACAGCCCGACUACAGACGACUCCACGAUAUCGCCCGGCACGCAAUUCAUGUGAACGAAACACUCGACAUUGGCGUGCAAAAUAUAGAGCAUAUCUUGAUGCAACACGAGGGCUAUACAGAAUCGAAGUCAGAUAAUACUUCUCCCGCUUCCGAAGAUAUCCAUCUUCGUCUGCGAUCCUGGCAGUCUUUCAUUGUCAACUUACGAUCUCGGUCCAUUUCAAAUGAAAAGAGACUGCAAAACGAAAUCCAGUUGGCUUUCAAUACUGUGGCUCAGCAUGAUGCCAGCGUUACUCUUGAAAUUGGCCGGGCGACUCAAUUGGACAGUGCCACCAUGAAAACGAUCGCCUUUGUUACACUUACGUUCCUCCCCCCUACUUUCAUCUGCGCUAUCUUCAGCACGUCAUUUUUUGAUUUCGGCGGGGACUCCGGCUGGUCUAUGUCGAAUAAGUUCUGGAUUUACUGGGUCUUUGCUAUACCAACCACCGUUUUUACAACUCUAGUGUGGACUUAUUGGCCGGAUAUUCGCCGCGUAUUUUUCUCCAAAAAUGAAUAA
Molecule: messenger RNA, 2577 nt
Organism: Penicillium mononematosum
Lineage: Eukaryota; Fungi; Ascomycota; Eurotiomycetes; Eurotiales; Aspergillaceae
Exons: 6
Coding region: 1-2577 (858 amino acids)
Biological process (GO): amino acid transport; transmembrane transport
Cellular component (GO): membrane
Molecular function (GO): transmembrane transporter activity
Source: RefSeq, a predicted model, not a curated record